Molecule: messenger RNA, 1413 nt
Organism: Hirsutella rhossiliensis
Lineage: Eukaryota; Fungi; Ascomycota; Sordariomycetes; Hypocreales; Ophiocordycipitaceae
Product: PPP4R2 domain-containing protein
Exons: 3
Coding region: 1-1413 (470 amino acids)
Biological process (GO): protein dephosphorylation
Cellular component (GO): cytoplasm; protein phosphatase 4 complex; nucleus
Molecular function (GO): protein phosphatase regulator activity
Source: RefSeq, a predicted model, not a curated record
AUGGAGCUUGACAGCGACAAUGAGCCCCUGAGGAAGAUUGCGUCGGGCGACCAAGUCGUAGCGGAAUCGUGGCCGGGCUUGCGAAACGACAUUCUCGCCCGGCUGGACAAGAUUGCCCAUGGCGCCUUCCCGAUACCCAAUCUCCCGCCUCCCGCUCCCCGGCCUCGCCUGCUCUCCCCCGUCUCGUCAUCGCCCCUCGAGCACUCGUCGCAAGAGGCCAACAAGGAGAACGCGCCCGCCGAGACAGCCGCGGCCCCGGAGCGGGACGAGCUGCCCGGGCAAAUCGCCGGCCAGCUGAGCGGCAUCAAGGCCAAGCUCGAGACGUUUACCGCCGACGCGCCGCACACGAUCCAACGGCUCGCCGAGCUGGUGCUCCAGCCCCGCGCCCACUACCGCGCGCUGGCGACGUAUCUCCACGCUGUCGAUCGCGUUGUUCAGGUCACCUCGGGCACGGGCAUGUACCCGCUCCCGCCGGCGGUACCAGACAUGUCGGCCAUGAACGGCGGCGGCGGCGGCGGCAGCGGCGACGAGGCUAGGGACCUGGCCGCGACGGUGACGUGGAGCAACCCGACGACGGCGUCGCUGGGGUCGGACGAGGCGCUCGGCGGGGCGCUGCUCACCCCGAUCCCCUGGCUGACGAGGAGGAGUCCCGAGAGCAACGGGGACGGCGCCGGGGCGCAGAUCCACAGCGAGGGCACCGAGACGAUCGAGGGCCCCAACGGUGUCGGCAGCAUCGAGACGGUGUCGGUCAGCGUCAACGGCGUGCCCUCGACCGGCCACGCGAGGGGCGUCACGCAGGGCGAGCUGCUCCGCCAGGAACAGCGCGCCGGCGUCGUCCCCGUCAGCCAGCUGUCGCGCAGCCAGGAAGCGCCAGGCGACGAGGACCGCAGCAUGGACGACGAAGGCGGCGGCUCCGGCAGCGGCGGGGGCGGCAGCAACGACGAGGAGAGCGAGACGCCCCAUGCCCGAGGCCCGGAGGAGAUUGGCGUCGACGACACGGGGCUCCAGGGCGUGUCGACGAGCUACUUUAGCGAAGACGGGGUGCAGAUGCAGGACAUCGACGUCGAGGCCGCAGUGGGCAGGAGACAUGACGAGGUCCCGCACCCGGCGCCGGCCCCUGCGGAUGGCGAGGACGUCGCUGGCCAAGACGCCGGGCCGGAGGCUGACGCGGUCGUGGGCGCCGGGGGCUCGCGGGCGAAGCGUGAGGCGGACCAGGGGCUCGAGGCCGAGGCUCCUAAGAAGGCCAAGGAGAGCGACGGCGCACACGGCGAGGCGGAGACGGGCGGUUCGCCGGCGGCGGCCGAGGCGACGGAUGCGGCCGAGGCAGAGUGCGGCGACGGGGAGGCUGGCGCUGGUGCUGUCGCUGCUCCCGCCGACGUCGACGACGCGGCGGACGCGAUGGAGGAGACAUGA